AUGGCUCCUCAAAUAGCUACAUCCAGCAUCGCCAUGGCCCUUGCUGGCAAGACGGCCUCUGUUGAUAUCCCCAAGCCCCGUUCCGGCUUUUCUUCUGGCAGACGCGACUCUGUCCGUCCAGGACAUCCCGCGAUGUUGCCCACGCCUCCCAAUUCCAUCUCCCCGACUCUCCCUCCGCAGGCUUUCAAAAAACAAGAUCUUCGCCGUCCCGGGUCUCCUCCGCUUGCCACUUCGCCGCAUGUGGAUUCGGAUAUCGACCUGGGCGACGCUGCAAAUGACCAGCGUCAGUCCGCGGAUGGCCUGGAUAACGUGGGAGAAAUCACCCCGAGCAUGCUGGCCAGGUAUCACUUGCCCGAGGUCAUGCUCAACCAAGGUCCUCUGGCUAUCCGUCAUGUCAUGGCAUACCUGACCACUUCGGUGCCCGGGUUCUCCAGAAUCCCCCCUGCCAAGGCGCGCAGACUCGUCGUGGCAGCCCUGGAGGGCCGGGGGAAUGAGGGAGGGGGCCUAAACGGCGAUAUCAUAUUUGAGAAAGUGGGUUGGGGCCGCUGGGAUGCGCGACGCCGUGGCGAACCUUUGCGCAACCCCUCGCAUCCAACCGCGUCGCCACCCGCUAGUUUCUCGAACUUGUUCACUCAGCGAGGUAUGGCCAUUCCGGCUAGGCGAGAAUCCUCAUAUACCUACGGAAGCAGCAUGACUGGUGAUUCAGUCGUGUUCUCUUACACUGAAAGAGAGCAUGGUCAUGGGGAUCUCAGCAUGCUGGAACACGAAGCAGACAAGAUGUCUCUCGACGGAGACGACCGCGAGUACUGCUCGUCUUCGGAGGCUCCUGAUGAAGAGAUUCCAGAUGAAGACUGGGGUGAGGAGGACGUCACCGACGAGGAGGACUGGGCGCAGAUAGGAGCCGCAGCCCUCCGCGCACGUUCAGUGAACGGAGGAGGGUUCAUAAAUGGCAACGGACCAUCCCCUCUAUUACGAGGCGGCGGACCUGCUCCGUCCUCGUUGGCAAAAUCCGCACCGCGGCAUAUUCCCAUUCAACAGCUCGGCUUUUCCGUGCCUGACGGCAUGGUUGGCAACAAGGAAGAACGGGCCGCGGUGGAAGCAUUGUUAAGACUUGGAUCUAUGUGA
This is a messenger RNA of Aspergillus udagawae, 1125 nucleotides long. RefSeq lists its product as uncharacterized. The record is from RefSeq and is a predicted model, not a curated record. The transcript has a single exon. Gene Ontology annotation, biological process: positive regulation of transcription from RNA polymerase II promoter by glucose. Bases 1 to 1125 code for a protein of 374 amino acids. Gene Ontology annotation, molecular function: sequence-specific DNA binding. Gene Ontology annotation, cellular component: nucleus. Lineage: Eukaryota; Fungi; Ascomycota; Eurotiomycetes; Eurotiales; Aspergillaceae.